AUGGUUUGGGCGAAGAGGUGGGUGUCGACCUCAGGCACCGGCGCCACCGGCACGCCGUCGACGCUCAGGCACCACCUCGCCGGCAGGCUGACGUCGGGUGCGGCGGGGAUGACAAAGUGGGCGAGCUCCUCCGCCUCCUUGAGCGUCAGGUUUGGGCGCGCAAUCGCCAACGAGAGGGAGAGGAAGGGCGCGCGAGGGCAACGCCGGCGACAGGGGGAGAAGGAGAGGGGAGGCGAGAGCGGUGCGCGAGCGACGGCGGGGCGACGCGCCUUUUAUAGGGCGUCCGGAGGGCAGGUCAACGUGCCAAACAAUUGUUACUACAACAUUGUGAAUGUUAGAUGUGGGCAUUGCACGAUGGUUCUCUCCAUGGAUCUUGGACCUUUCCACCAAGCAAGCACGGCUCAAGAACACCAGGUGCAGAACAGAGUUGUAUUGAAUAAUUCUGGGAGUUACGACUCUGCUGCAAGGAAUCAGCGGGCAAUGCCCAUGUAUCCGAUGGUGAAUAAUCAGCAGCAAGUGUCACCGAUACACCCGCCGGAGAAGAGACAACAUGUUCCAUCUGCGUACAACAGAUUCAUCAAGGAAGAGAUACAAAGGAUAAAGUCAAGCAAUCCUGAGAUUAGCCACCGAGAGGCAUUCAGUACUGCUGCAAAAAACUGGGCUCAUCUUCCUCGGCUGCACUUCGGCCUGAGCGUUGCUGGCGGCGGCGGCGGUGCCAAUUAG
Triticum aestivum (bread wheat) is the source of this 723-nucleotide messenger RNA. RefSeq names its product protein YABBY 1-like. Bases 1 to 723 code for a protein of 240 amino acids. The record is from RefSeq and is a predicted model, not a curated record. Lineage: Eukaryota; Viridiplantae; Streptophyta; Magnoliopsida; Poales; Poaceae. Gene Ontology annotation, biological process: multicellular organism development; cell fate commitment; abaxial cell fate specification. The transcript has 6 exons. Gene Ontology annotation, cellular component: nucleus.